AUGGCGCCGCCGUCGACGACGACGACGGAGCUGAUCGACGACGUCACAGCCGAAAUCCUCCUCCUCCUCCCACCGGACGAGCCCGAGCACCUCUUCCGCGCGGCCCUCGUCUGCAAGCCGUGGCUCCGCAUCCUCUGCGACCCCGCCUUCCUCCGCCGCUACCGCGCCUACCACGGAGCCCCUCCCCUCCUCGGCUUCAUCCACAGGUUCGCCGGGGACCUCGUCUCGCGUCUCGCUUCCACCACAUCAGUCCCCGCCUUCACUCAUCCGGGGUCUGACGGCCGCGGCGCGCGGGCCUUCGACUGCCGCCACGGCCGCGUCCUCAUGUCGCAGGACGAGAUCAGCGUGUAUAAUUUCCUCGUCUGGAAUCCCGUCUCGGGCGACCGACGUCGCUGCGUGCCCGUGCCGGACAUUGAUUAUUGGCUCUACUCCGCAGCGGUUCUCUGCGCCGCCGAUGGCUGCGACCACCUCGACUGCCACGACGGCCCCUUCCGCUUGGUUUUGGCCGGCAGGGACACCAGAUCGAAUCUCAUAUGCGCGUGCGUGUACUCGUCGGAGACGUGCACGUGGAGCACACCGGUGUCUCUUGACAACAGCCGUGGUUUCCACGUCCGGUCUAGGCCUGGCGCCCUUGUGAAUGAUGAAAUCUACUUCACAUUUUCACGGGAUGAUGCAAUUUUGAAGUAUGAUUGGGGCAAUAACUGGUUAUCUAUGGUAAAGACACCGGUACCGCGGUCUAGGUACUAUGGCUUUGCUGCCGUCAUGACGAUGGUGGAUGGUUCUCUGGGCCUUGGCCGCGUUGAGGAUUCUAGCCUUUAUCUGUGGUCAAGGAAGGUGAAUUCAGAGGGAGAUGCGGAAUGGAUACUAUGCAGGGUCAUCGAGUUGGAGACAGUGAUGCCCAUUGCCAAUCUCAGUCCUUAUGGAGCAAAUGUGGUUGCCUUUGCGGAUGGUGUAGAUGUCAUCUUCUUGGGUACGAAUGCAGGCUUAUUCACGAUUGAGCUUAAGUCAGGGCGGGUGAGGAUGUUUGGUGAGUCUUGGCUCCACCUUAGCAUCUUGCCCUACAUGAGCUUCUACACUCCUGAUCGUGGCACAUUGUUAUCGCUAGCGAGGACUCUCUAA
This is a messenger RNA of Setaria italica (foxtail millet), 1119 nucleotides long. RefSeq lists its product as uncharacterized. The transcript has 2 exons. Bases 1 to 1119 code for a protein of 372 amino acids. NCBI's taxonomy places the organism in Eukaryota, Viridiplantae, Streptophyta, Magnoliopsida, Poales, Poaceae. Gene Ontology annotation, molecular function: protein binding. The record is from RefSeq and is a predicted model, not a curated record.